GAUGUUGACAUUGAAAACUUGGAUAGUGCAAGCGUUGUUUAUUUUCUUCACCACUGAAUCUGUAGGUGAACUUCUAGAGCCAUGUGGUCAUAUCAAACCUGAAUCUCCAGUUGUACAACUUGGUUCUAAUUUCACUGCAGUUUGUGUGCUAAAGGAAAAAUGCAUGGAUUAUUUUCAUGUAAAUGCUAAUUACAUUUUCUGGAAAACAAACCAUGUUACUGUUCCUAAAGAACAAUAUACCAUCAUAAACAGAACAGCAUCUAGUGUCACAUUUACAGAUAUAUCGUUAUUAAAUAUUCAACUCACUUGCAACAUUCGUACAUUUGGACAGAUUGAUCAGAAUGUUUAUGGAAUCAGAAUAAUUUCAGGCUUGCCUCCAGAAAAACCUAAAAACUUGAGUUGCAUUGUAAAUGAAGGAAAGAAAAUGAUGUGUCAAUGGGAUCCUGGAAGGGAAACAUACCUGGAAACAAACUUCACUUUAAAAUCUGAAUGGGCAACGGAGAAGUUUGCUGAUUGUAAAACAAAACGUGACACCCCCACCUCAUGCACUGUUGAUUAUUCUCCUGUGUAUUUUGUCAACAUUGAAGUCUGGGUAGAAGCAGAGAAUGCCCUUGGGAAGGUUACAUCAGAUCAUAUAAAUUUUGAUCCUGUAGAUAAAGUGAAGCCCAAUCCACCACAUAAUUUAUCAGUCAGCAACUCAGAGGAACUGUCUAGUAUCUUAAAAUUGACAUGGAUCAACUCAAGUAUUCAGAGUUUUAUAAGACUGAAAUAUAACAUUCAAUAUAGGACCAGAGAUGCCUCAACCUGGAGCCAGAUUCCUCCUGAAGAUACAGCAUCCAGUAGAACUUCUUUCACUGUCCAGGAUCUUAAGCCUUUCACAGAAUAUGUGUUUAGGAUUCGUUGUAUGAAGGAAGAUGGUAAAGGAUUCUGGAGUGACUGGAGUGAAGAAGCCAGUGGGAUCACAUAUGAAGACAGACCAUCCAAGGCACCAAGUUUCUGGUAUAAGAUAGAGCCAUCCCAUACUCAUGGCUAUAGAUCUGUGCAACUCAUAUGGAAGACAUUGCCUCCUUUUGAAGCCAAUGGAAAAAUUUUGGAUUAUGAAGUGACUCUCAUAAGAUGGAAAUCACGUUUACAGAAUUAUACAGUGAAUGACACAAAAUGGACAGUAAACCUCACGAAUGAUCGUUACAUAGCAACUCUGACAGCAAGAAAUCUGGUUGGCAAAUCAGAUGCAGCUGUUUUAACUAUCCCUGCCUAUAACUUUCAAGCUACUCGCCCAGUCACGGAUCUUAAAGCAUUUCCCAAAGAUAAUAUGCUUUGGGUAGAAUGGACUGCUCCAAAUGAAUCUGUAAACAAGUAUAUACUUGAGUGGUGUGUAUUAUCAGAUAAAUCGCCGUGCAUCCCAGACUGGCAACAAGAAGAUGGCACUGUACACCGCACCUUUCUAAGAGGGAACCUAGCAGAGAGCAAAUGUUAUUUGAUAACAGUUACUCCAGUAUAUACUGAUGGACCAGGAAGCCCUGAGUCUAUAAAGGCAUACCUUAAACAAGCUCCACCUUCCAAAGGACCUACUGUUCGGACGAAAAAAGUGGGGAAAAAUGAAGCUGUCUUAGAGUGGGACCAACUUCCUGUUGAUGUUCAGAACGGAUUUAUCCGAAAUUAUACUAUAUUUUAUAGAACCAUCAUUGGAAAUGAAACUGCUGUGAAUGUGGAUUCCUCCCACACAGAAUAUACACUGUCCUCUUUGACCAGUGACACCUUGUACAUGGUACGAAUGGCAGCAUACACAGACGAAGGUGGAAAGGAUGGCCCAGAAUUCACUUUUACUACACCGAAGUUUGCUCAAGGAGAAAUUGAAGCCAUAGUUGUUCCUGUUUGCCUAGCAUUUCUAUUGACAACCCUUUUGGGAGUAUUGUUCUGCUUUAAUAAGCGAGACCUAAUUAAAAAACAUAUCUGGCCUAAUGUUCCAGAUCCUUCAAAGAGUCAUAUCGCCCAGUGGUCACCUCAUACACCUCCUAGGCAUAAUUUUAAUUCAAAAGAUCAGAUUUACUCAGAUGGCAAUUUCACUGAUGUAAGUGUCGUGGAGAUAGAAGCAGCAAAUGACAAAAAGCCUUUUCCAGAAGAUCUGAAAUCACUGGACUUAUUCAAGAAGGAAAAAAUCAGUACUGAAGGACACAGCAGUGGUAUUGGAGGUUCAUCGUGCAUGUCCUCCUCUAGGCCAAGCAUUUCUAGCAGUGAUGAAAAUGAGUCUGCCCAGAACACUUCAGGCACCGUCCAGUAUUCCACAGUGGUGCACAGUGGCUACAGACACCAGGUUCCAUCGGUCCAAGUCUUCUCAAGAUCCGAGUCCACCCAGCCCUUGUUAGAUUCUGAAGAGCGGCCAGAAGAUCUACAGCUGGUAGAUAACACAGAUAGCAGUGUUGGCAAUUUGCCCAGGCAACAGUAUUUCAAACAAAACUGCAGUCAACGUGAAACCAGUCCAGAUAUUUCACAUUUUGAAAGGUCAAAGCAAGUUUCGUCAGUCAAUGAAGAAGAUUUUGUUAGACUCAAACAGCAGAUUUCAGAUAUUUCACAGUCCUGUGGAUCUGGGCAAAUGAAAAUGUUUCAAGAAAUUUCUGUAGCAGAUGCUUUUGGUCUACAUACUGAGGGACAGGUAGAGAGAUUUGAAACAGUUGGGAUGGAGGCUGCAGUUGAUGAAGGAAUGUCUAAAAGCUACUUACCGCAAACUGUCAGACGAGGUGGCUACAUGCCUCAGUGA
Messenger RNA from Puma concolor (puma), 2758 nucleotides. It is a transcript of the gene IL6ST, whose product is annotated as interleukin 6 cytokine family signal transducer. NCBI's taxonomy places the organism in Eukaryota, Metazoa, Chordata, Mammalia, Carnivora, Felidae. Gene Ontology annotation, molecular function: cytokine receptor activity; cytokine binding. Gene Ontology annotation, cellular component: signaling receptor complex; membrane; external side of plasma membrane. Gene Ontology annotation, biological process: cytokine-mediated signaling pathway. The record is from RefSeq and is a predicted model, not a curated record.